UACAUGGUUUAUUUGUAGUGUGGUUCUUUCCCCCAUUUAUAGUAUAUCCGCGAGCUCUUUUUCUUUUCUCUUUCAACAUGACGGACGUCAAGGUGGCACCAGCCAAACAGGCAUCAGCUAAAAAAGCUCCAAUUAAAAAGGCCAAAAAAGAGCCUAAAAAUCCAGCUAAAAAUGUCAUGAGAGAAGUACGUAUUCGUAAAUUGUGUUUGAACAUUUGCGUUGGUGAAUCUGGUGACAGACUUACACGUGCUGCUAAGGUCUUGGAACAAUUAACUGGACAACAGCCAGUUUUUUCAAAGGCCAGAUAUACUGUCCGUUCAUUUGGUAUUCGUCGUAACGAAAAAAUUGCUGUUCAUUGUACAGUACGUGGUGCCAAGGCUGAAGAAAUUCUUGAGCGUGGUCUUAAGGUCCGUGAAUACGAAUUACGCAAAGAAAAUUUCUCAGAUACUGGUAACUUUGGUUUUGGUAUCCAGGAACACAUUGAUUUGGGUAUCAAGUAUGAUCCAAGCAUUGGUAUCUACGGUUUGGACUUUUACGUUGUUCUUGGACGUCCAGGUUUCAAUGUUGCUCACCGAAGAAGAAAGACCGGAAAGGUUGGCUUCCCACACAGACUUUGCAAGGAUGAUGCCAUGAAAUGGUUCCAACAGAAAUACGAUGGUGUCAUCAUGAAUGCCAAGAAGUAAAUUUUUUAAAUUAAAUGAUACUUUAUAAAAACCACGUAAUAAUAAAAACAAAUAAAAAAAAAAUAAUAAAAUUUAAA
Messenger RNA from Aphidius gifuensis, 760 nucleotides. RefSeq names its product 60S ribosomal protein L11 (gene RpL11). Gene Ontology annotation, molecular function: structural constituent of ribosome; RNA binding. NCBI's taxonomy places the organism in Eukaryota, Metazoa, Arthropoda, Insecta, Hymenoptera, Braconidae. Gene Ontology annotation, cellular component: cytosolic large ribosomal subunit; ribosome. The transcript has 4 exons. Gene Ontology annotation, biological process: translation. The record is from RefSeq and is a predicted model, not a curated record. The coding region runs from base 78 to 683 and encodes 201 amino acids.